This is a messenger RNA of Peromyscus maniculatus bairdii (prairie deer mouse), 1979 nucleotides long. RefSeq names its product complexin 3 (gene Cplx3). Gene Ontology annotation, biological process: synaptic vesicle exocytosis; regulation of neurotransmitter secretion; neurotransmitter transport. Gene Ontology annotation, cellular component: SNARE complex; terminal bouton. The record is from RefSeq and is a predicted model, not a curated record. Gene Ontology annotation, molecular function: syntaxin binding. Lineage: Eukaryota; Metazoa; Chordata; Mammalia; Rodentia; Cricetidae.
CUCAGCCCCGUGCAUGCCCCCCGCCACCCCUCCCCCCCGUGAGGAGGGGUUUGGGAAGGUAGGGGCGGUGCGCAAAGCGUGGGGUGCGAGCGCGCAGCCGGAGCUGUCCCCGGGACUUAGUGCUGAAGUAGGCGCUGACGAACCAGGCGCCUGGUGCGGUGGCCAGAGAAGACCAUGGCGUUCAUGGUGAAGUCCAUGGUGGGUGGCCAGCUGAAGAACCUCACCGGGAGCCUGGGGGGCGGCGAGGACAAGGGGGACGGAGACAAGUCUGCAGCGGAAGCACAGGGCAUGAGCCGAGAAGAGUAUGAGGAGUAUCAGAAGCAACUGGUGGAGGAGAAGAUGGAGCGAGAUGCACAGUUCACGCAGAGGAAGGCAGAACGGGCCACACUACGGAGUCACUUCAGAGACAAAUACCGUCUGCCCAAGAACGAGACAGAUGAAAGCCAGAUCCAGCUGGCAGGUGGAGACGUGGAGCUGCCUCGGGAGCUAGCCAAGAUGAUCGAGGAGGACACGGAGGAAGAGGAGGAUAAGGCCUCUGUGCUGGGGCAGCUGGCCAGCCUCCCUGGCUUGGACCUGGGCUCACUCAAGGACAAGGCCCAGACUACCCUAGGGGACCUCAAGCAAUCAGCUGAGAAGUGCCACAUCAUGUGACCACUUCCCCUGGGGUUGUCUCUGGGAUGGCCAGAGGGCUGGUCCCACAUGAGGGCUAAGAGAGUGUCUCAACUUCCAGAUACCUCCACUCCAUCUUGGGCUUUCCCCCCCCCUGCCCUGGCCUAGGCCCAGAGCCUUCUCAUCCAUGUCCAGCCUCUCCCUCUCUAUUGCCAGCAGAGUUCCCAUCCUUCCCUCUCCCUCUUCUGCCUGGAAAGUUUCCCAAGUUGGUAGGAUUAGCCCAGCCCUCUCUGGGUACAGCUCCUUGUUCUUUCACACAAGAGCACUCACAGAAGGACACAGAAGCCCUGGCUCAUUUGCCACAGAUGCACCCUGGCACACAUAGACACACUCCCCUUGGGUUCCCAGCCCCUCCAGGUACCAGCGCUUGGAUGCUCAGAGGGACUCUGGGCACCCAGGAGGCCCGUUCCUACCCCCACCUUUGUCAUCCUAGAAGCUGUUCCUUCCGGGUUUCAUCUUGUCCUCUGUGAAAUGGGGCUGGACUGAGUGAUUUCUAAAAUUCCCUCCUGAUUGGCAUCCCUGGCCACUCAGAGCAGAGCUCACAUCCCUUCUUGGGCAGGGCAGCAGCUGCAGCCACAGCACCACACAGCUGCCACUGUGGGCUCUGGGAACGGAGCAAGGCUGUGUGAGGGGCUGAGUGCCAAGGAGGGAGCUGGCACUGAACAGUAGCUCAAGCAGCUCCAGACCUUCUCUGGGCCCAGGGCCCAGCCAAAAUUUGUUCUGUUCCUGUAGAAUUCUCUGGAUUCCAUAGUUGGAAUUUCCUCUUCUCGUUCAGUGGAAAUAAAAAUUCCAAAUGGCAUGGCUAUCUUCCUGCUGACUGGGAGUUCACAGGCCCCAAUCCUGCCCUCAGAGAGGGGUCUCCUCUACCUCUUCCCCCGCAGCUUCAGAGGGCCUUAGGAGAGGAAUGGGAAAAGGGGGCUCCUGUGGGACUCUUCAGGGUCAGUCCCUUUAAGAAUGCCCUCUCAGGGUCGACUGUGAGGGUAGGGGCUUCCCUGAGGGAGCAGAUGCACUGUGGGAUGGAUGAAGUAGGUCUAAGCACCAGGAGUCAGAGGAGGGGGCGGCAGCCAGCUGGAUGGAGAGGAGCAUGGGAAGGUGUUUCCUGAGGUUAGAGAGAGGGCUGUCUCUGACAUCUGUCCUGUAGUGUCCCCUCACCUAAGAGAUGGAGAACGAAACAGCAAAAAGGAUCACCGUGGGCCAGCCUGGCUCUGCUGUGUGUCCCUAAGUAGGUCCUUUGCUCCUCUGAGCCUGUGCUGCCCUAGUAAAAUGAAGAGUUCUCUUCCCCAAGCAUAAUAAACGUGUUUCAAAGAGUG